GUAGACAUGCUGAAGGAGAUGAAGGAGAUGGAAGUGGCCAUCACAGACACCACCGUCACCUUGAUGUUCCACGUCCUUAACGCCACCAAGGAGAAAGGCCCCGACGUGGUCAGGAGACUCCAGGACACCAUCUUCGCUCUGGGAUUGGCCAAGCCCUCUGCCAACCUCUGCUCCCCUCUCAUUUCCGCCUACCUGCAGAGUAAGGACCUGUCUGGGGCCCUGGAUGCUGCCACAGAGUGUCAGAAGCAGUACGGUCAGCUUCCUCGUAUCCAUGACAUCAUCGUCGCCCUGGUGGAGACGGGAGACACCGAGCAGCUGCAGAAAGCCAUGGACUUUGUGAGCCAGGAGCGUGGUGAGAUGACAAUGCUGUACGACCUGUUCUUCGGCUUCAUGCAGACUGGACGCUACCGCGAGGCCCGCAAAAUCAUCGAGACUCCUGGGCUCAGGGCUCGUCCCGGGAGGUUCCAGUGGUACGCCCAGAAAUGCAUCUCUGGCAAAAAAAUGGAGGCUCUGGAAAACAUGGUGGACAUGACCGCAAAGUUGUUUGAGUGUGACCGUGACGAGAUGUACAGCUACAUACUCCGACUCUGCAGGGACACCAACGACUGGCGCAAGGCAGAGGCCACCUGGACCAAGAUGCAGGAGGAGAACAUCAUCCCAAGGCCCCGGACCCUGCGCUUGCUGGCUGACAUCCUCAAGACCAACGGCCAGGAGGUGCCCUUCCAGGUGCCUGAGGUGUGGUACGAGCAGAGCCCGAAGGGAGAGGCCGGCCCUGAGGCUGAGGCUCAGGGGACGGAGGUCAGAGCUGCCAAGUCACCCAACAUGCUCACUGACAACAGCAACGACCACAAGUUUCGCAUUCUCACCCUGUGCAAGAAGGGCAUGGCUAAAGAGGCCUAUGGCGUGCUGAAGGACGCCGAUGUGAAUGGCGUGACUCUGGGCCCCGCCCACUACAACAGUCUGAUCAAAGUCCUGCUAGCCGAGGGCAACAUGGAGGACGCCAUGGUGGUCAAAGACAUGCAAGUUCCUGUCCGCUUCUCCUCUCAGUCUACUCUGCGUCCCCUCACCAUCACUGCUCCACAUCCAACCUUCCAGAUCCCCUCUCAUGAGAGG
Molecule: messenger RNA, 1113 nt
Organism: Osmerus eperlanus (European smelt)
Lineage: Eukaryota; Metazoa; Chordata; Actinopteri; Osmeriformes; Osmeridae
Product: leucine-rich PPR motif-containing protein, mitochondrial-like
Exons: 8
Biological process (GO): regulation of mitochondrial translation
Cellular component (GO): nucleus; mitochondrion
Molecular function (GO): protein binding; mRNA 3'-UTR binding
Source: RefSeq, a predicted model, not a curated record